AAUUUUUUGUGAUGGUUCCACAAGAGCUUUAUCAAAAACAAUUUAGUUGACAAGCCAAAAAAGGAUUAGUAACGGACGAGAGAGAGCAUACUGCUUCUGAAACGAAAUUGCAUUCCAUUUCCAUUCUUGUGUCCUUGAAUAUUUUGUUAUAUAAUCGUAACGAGGUUAUCCAAGGAAACCUUUAGUAAGAAACACAAAGGUCUCUUUUGCUCAUUAUAAAAAUUUCAUUCUUUUGGUUUUUCUAUACUCCAUAGAUUUCAUUAUUCUUUUUGUUUUCGUUCAUUUAUUAGCGUACGUGUCGAAUCUGUUUACGUUGACUCGGUUUUCUCAUGAAUAUUACUUGCUCAUCUCCUGGAAAAGUGCUAUUAGCGGGUGGAUACAUUGUCCUUGAUCCUCAGUAUAGCGGGCUUGUUGUCGGUUUAGACGCCAAAGGUUUUGCUACGACGACUUCACUGAAAAGCCGCCAAGGACUUAUUUAUGUGAGAAGCCCUCAAUUUAUCGAUGCUGAAUGGUCAUACAAAGUCGAUUGGUCUUGUUCCCCAAUCCGAGUCUUACAACAAGACGAGGACGAGAAACAAAGUCCUAACCCAUUUGUCCAGCUUGCUCUAUUUUAUGUCUUGAACUACUUUUUCAAUUCCGGAGAGCAACCUGAGGAAUGGCAAGACUUGAGCAUCAUCAUUCAAGUAGAUAACAGCUAUUACCAUCAACCAAAGUUACCAGAAGGACUGGAUUCAUAUCCCAAAUUUAAUUUCCUUAAUUGCAAGCUGCAUGAAGUUAAAAAAACAGGGCUUGGAAGCUCCGCUGCAAUGAUUACGAGCUUUAUAAGUUCUUUAUUUUUGUCACUGAAUCAAAUUUGUGUUAAAGGUCCGGCAUCCGAACCACAACUGACCUCGUUUUCCAAAACAAUCAUUCACAACUUGAGUCAGAUUGCUCAUUGUGCUGCUCAAGGUAAAGUUGGUAGCGGGUUUGACGUGGGUGCAGCUGUUUGGGGUAGUUGUAUUUACCGCCGAUUUGAUCCUCAACUCAUUCAACAUCUCCUUGUGGACCCUACUCAUCAGUUGGCGAGUAAAAGCUUCUCAGAUGACUUAAGACAAGUCGUCUCAGAACAAUGGUCUCCGAUUCAGCCUUUUACCCUACCUUCUCAGUAUCGUUUGCUAAUGGGAGACGUUGCCGGGGGGAGUGGAACACCAGGAAUGGUGAAGAAGGUUCAAAAAUGGAAAACCGAAGCUAGAGAAGUUUCCGAUAAGCUCUUUGACGAUCUCUAUGGACAUGUUUCCGCAUUGCAAGAACUUUUCCUUUCUGCGACUGGAUCCUCAGUUGAAUUGCGAUACCAUUUUCAAUGUAUUAGAAAACUCCUUCAAUAUCUAACAGCAGAAGCAAAAGUAGACAUUGAACCUGAAGCUCAAUCUAAGGUACUUGAUCAAUUGGAAACUAUUGAAGGGGUAAUUGGAGCUGGGGUUCCUGGCGCUGGUGGAUUUGACGCCCAAUUCUGCAUUCUACAAAAUAAAAAACAUGUAAUUGAAAAAGUUACUGACUUAUGGAAUUCCUCUAACAUUGUACCUAUGCAAGUGGGUCCUACGGAUGUUGGUUUAUCCGUUGUGAACAAUUUUUAAAACCUUUUUAUCCUUAAUCCAUUCUUAUAAAUUAUAAAUUUCAAGGUUGGGAAAGCAUUAUAGUUCUUUAUUCUUGAUCAGUCAUGUCGUUCUCGUGAUCGUUGACAUUCAUUUCCAACAUUUGAAUGCUUUGAAUGAGUUUACUCCAUUGAAGAAAGCGUAAACAUUGAAUGCAUCGACCGACGAUUGGUAAGAUUUGAUUUUCGUUCUCUAGAAAAUGAACCGCCAAGCAUGUUGUAUGGCUGGUCAUAUCACAAUCAUCAUAUAGACAAUGAAGCAAUGAGUCCCUUUCAUGGACUUCACAAAGACAUAUAUCACAAAUGGAUUUUCGAGUCAUGUUAUUUUCCGACUGAGGCUUUGUCGAUUCCAUUUCAGAAGCCUUAUGGUAAAAGUCCAUUAAUUCCUCUUCUUUCAUGGUGAACUUUACAGAGGUAUUCCCUUUGCUAAUUGCCUUCCAUUUUUCAAAUGCAUGCUGAGAGAAAAAUGUUAUUUCAAGAGGCCAUCGAUUCCAACCGUUACAAGAAACAAUUUGCUGAAGAGCAACUAGAGAGUUGCUUAAACUCGGUGUUUUAUUUAUUUUUGCUUCCUUGUCUUUAGUAUGUCUAGAAAUAUUGGGAUGCUGCCAGAUCCACUCGAAUUGUAAUGCUGAAAUUUUAUUAGGAAACCCAUGAACAAGACAAAGUACGAUCCAUGGUCGUCCAUUUCUCGUUUUCCAGGCUCCUCCUUGUAUUUCCCCGUUAUGUUGUCGAAGUCGCUAAAUUCAAAGUUAAUAACUGACUUGAAUCGUCAUUGAAUUUGAAAUUUCUCUACAUACUCGAAUUGGAUUUGGGGUUGAACCAAUGUAGAGAGAUCUACUGGAAGCCUUUUUCUUAGAUUGGAUCAAAUAGCAACAAUAAAAAGGAUGCUCUUUCCGCGCCAUAAUUUAUUACUCGAUAAAGAUUCAGCUUUGUUUGCUUUAAUACUCAAACUCCCAAAUUUCUUUUUUCAUCCUUUAUUCCAACGUCAAUACAAAUAUUGCAAGUGACGAUAAAAUCAAUUUUCAAUAGUAAAGUAAUUCAAAAUGAAAUUCGCU
Messenger RNA from Schizosaccharomyces cryophilus OY26, 2685 nucleotides. Its product is annotated as phosphomevalonate kinase. The transcript is spliced from 2 exons. NCBI's taxonomy places the organism in Eukaryota, Fungi, Ascomycota, Schizosaccharomycetes, Schizosaccharomycetales, Schizosaccharomycetaceae. Gene Ontology annotation, biological process: ergosterol biosynthetic process; isopentenyl diphosphate biosynthetic process, mevalonate pathway. Gene Ontology annotation, cellular component: peroxisome. The record is from RefSeq and is a predicted model, not a curated record. Gene Ontology annotation, molecular function: ATP binding; phosphomevalonate kinase activity. Bases 330 to 1613 code for a protein of 427 amino acids.